This is a messenger RNA of Glycine soja, 2345 nucleotides long. RefSeq names its product mitogen-activated protein kinase kinase kinase NPK1-like. Gene Ontology annotation, molecular function: protein kinase activity; ATP binding. The record is from RefSeq and is a predicted model, not a curated record. Gene Ontology annotation, biological process: protein phosphorylation. The transcript is spliced from 17 exons. The coding region runs from base 147 to 2030 and encodes 627 amino acids. Lineage: Eukaryota; Viridiplantae; Streptophyta; Magnoliopsida; Fabales; Fabaceae.
CAAAACAAAAGUCAAAAGAAGAUAACCGUUAGGGAUACAGUGUCCAGCGAGCGAACAUCAUUUGAAAAACUCAUCAUCUCCUUCCUUCAAAUUCUGCAUUCCACACACACUAACAACAUCCUCCUCACCAAACCCUAACCACAAUCAUGCAAGACUUUUUGGGCUCCCUUCGCCGCUCCUUGGUUUUCCGCCCCGGCGGUGACGAUUCACCUUUUGCCGGAAUCGCCAACAAGCUCGGCUCCGCCAUUCGCAAAUCGCGAAUCGCCCUCGAACCUCCUCCUCCGAUACGGUGGCGCAAGGGCGAGUUGAUCGGUUCCGGCGGCUUCGGUCACGUCUACAUGGGAAUGAACCUCGACUCCGGGGAGCUUAUUGCCAUCAAACAGGUUUUAAUUGCACCUGGUAGCGUAUUCAAGGAGAAUACACAGGCUAAUAUUCGGGAGCUCGAAGAAGAAAUCAAGCUUCUCAAGAAUCUUAAGCAUCCAAAUAUUGUUAGAUACUUGGGAACCGCUAGAGAGGAGGACUCCUUAAAUAUUCUGCUGGAAUUUGUACCUGGUGGAUCUAUCUCAUCGCUCUUGGGGAAAUUUGGAUCCUUCCCUGAAUCCGUUAUAAAAAUGUAUACAAAACAGCUUUUACUGGGCCUUGAAUAUCUUCACGAUAACGGGAUUAUUCACAGGGAUAUAAAGGGUGCCAACAUUCUAGUUGAUAACAAAGGGUGCAUUAAACUCACAGACUUUGGGGCAUCCAAGAAAGUUGUUGAACUGGCUACCAUCAACGGUGCAAAGUCAAUGAAGGGCACACCACAUUGGAUGUCUCCUGAAGUUAUUUUACAGACAGGACAUACAAUCUCCACUGAUAUAUGGAGUGUUGCAUGCACUGUGAUAGAGAUGGCCACAGGAAAGCCUCCAUGGAGUCAACAGUAUCCCCAGGAGGUUUCAGCUCUUUUCUAUAUCGGGACAACUAAAUCUCAUCCACCCAUACCUGAACAUCUGUCUGCUGAGGCAAAGGACUUUUUGCUGAAAUGCUUCCACAAGGAACCAAAUUUAAGGCCUUCUGCAUCAGAAUUGUUACAGCAUCCAUUCAUCACCUGCAACUAUCAUGGAUCUUAUUCAAUAUUACGCAGUUCAAUCAGGGACUCUUGCAAUAAGAUGGCAACAUAUGGAAUGAACUCUAGAAACUUCUUGGAUUCUGUCCAGGGAUCAACUUGCACGGGCUUAAAGGAUGUUUGUCAGAUAGAUAGCAUACAAUUCUCAACUGUGUAUCAUAAAGCAGAUUCCUACCAGAGAGCAAGCAACAAUGAUGAUGACAUGUGUGAGAUGGAUGAAGAUGACUUUUUCAUUGAUUCAUCAGUAAAAUCGAAAUCUCUAUUGGCUUCUGAUGAUAUGAAGAGUUUCAAUCCUAUGUGCAAACCUUUGGAUGACCGGCCUUGCAAUUUUGAUGAAACCCAAUAUUUGGAGAAAAGCAGACCAAACUUGCCAUUUUCAAGUGAGGCUCUAGGAACUGAAGAUGAUGAUGAAGUUACUGAGUCUAAAAUUAGAGACUUCCUGGAUGCUAAGGCCCUUGAACUGAAGAAGCUCCAAACACCUCUUUAUGAAGAAUUCCGUAGCAUAUCAAAUGCAGCCAUUGCUCCAGCUCCCAUCAAAGUUGCCAAGAGUAAAGUUAUGUCAGAUGUCUCAAAUGUAACAUCAUCAAUAGGCAGGUCAGCUAGUCAGGCUUGGAGACGAUUCUCAAUGGUUGGCAGUGCUAAUGUUGCAAGCCCUGGUGGGAGUCAUACCAAAUACCGAUCAAAGCUUAGUGGUGCUCACUGUCGACCUUUGCAGGAAAUUCAACCAUCUGAUCUUAAUCAAUCAAAGGAGACUCUUCAUAAUGCUGAGCUGGAAUCAUCUAGUGUAAGCUCAAGCUUCUCUGAGAGGCAAAGGAAAUGGAAGGAAGAAUUGGUUGAAGAGCUUGAAUGGAAGCGAGAGAUGAUGCGUCAGGCCGGAAUUGGAGGGAAGAUAACAUCUCCAAAGGAUCGUAAAUUUUAUGGAGACUGAUGGAUCCACCCUUUGCUUUUCCAGGCUACUGAUUUAUUCAUCUUGGCAUUGUCCUGCAGGGAGAAGAAAGUGUUUUUCCUUGGGAGAAGUCAUGUAAUCUUGCAAUGUCAUCAAAUUAGAUGUUGCAACAAAGAGUAGGAAAUAUUGGUUCAGCAGAAAAAUGAAAAAUUAGCAGUAUAUUGAUUUCCUUCUCUUUGAAUGUUUUGUCAAUUCAAUGUAAUAUAGCGGGGGAUAUGCAUAUAGUGUACUGAGUUGUGUAUUAUGUAUAAAAAAUAUUCUCUUAAUGGAAAGAAGCAAAGAAAAUUUAACCGAGUA